AUUGAUGGUAGCCACCGUGAAGUUCUCCCAACCUUUGCUUACCACUGGCAUACCAAACCAAGUAUAUAGAAGGCAAUUCAGCAGAGCAAUGAUGAACUCAAGAUACAACAAAUGAAGUACAUGGGUGCUGUGUAUAGGAACAAGGAGGCUGCGUUCCCUGCAAAAAAAUACAAAGAAUUUAUAUUACAAACAAAAAAGUGGGAAGCUUCGUCUCGCAGCGAACCUGUCGGCAUGAAUCGAAACCCAAGCGGCCUGAGAGCAUGCUCUCUACAUCUGAAGGAGAAGAAAAGGAAACAAAGACAUGAUUCAGAAUGGAAUGUGGCUUGGACAACAACCUUAUUUCUCGAAGAAUUGACCUCCUCUGUAGCUGCACAAACGAAGAAGAAGGAAAAAACUGUUGCAUGGAUACAGGUGGAUGUGCAGUCACGAAUACAAACACGAGACACAACAAAUAUGUAAAAGGUAGGAUACAUGGAC
Molecule: messenger RNA, 477 nt
Organism: Asparagus officinalis (garden asparagus)
Lineage: Eukaryota; Viridiplantae; Streptophyta; Magnoliopsida; Asparagales; Asparagaceae
Exons: 5
Coding region: 112-459 (115 amino acids)
Source: RefSeq, a predicted model, not a curated record